AUGUUACACUGCAGUAUCCGUAAAGGAAAAUUAAUUCAAGCACAUGUGGUGGGACUACAGCUUGAUCUUUUAACAUCAAAGGAGCAGGCAGGAGAAAGGAAUGAUGAGGCUCAAGAGCAGGCAGGAGAAAGGAAUGAUGAGGCUCAAGAGCAGGCAGGAGAAAGGAAUGAUGAGGCUCAAGAGCAGGCAGGAGAAAGGAAUGAUGAGGCUCAAGAGCAGGCAGGAGAAAGGAAUGAUGAGGCUCAAGAGCAUGCAGGAGAAAGGAAUGAUGAGGCUCAAGAGCAGGCAGGAGAAAGGAAUGAUGAGGCUCAAGAGCAGGCAGGAGAAAGGAAUGAUGAGGCUCAAGAGCAGGCAAGAGAAAGGAAUGAUGAGGCUCAAGAGAAAGGAAUGAUGAGGCUUAAGAGCAGGCAUGAGAAAGGAAUGAUGAGGCUCAAGAGCAGGCAGGAGAAAGGAAUGAUGAGGCUCAAGAGCAGGCAGGAGAAAGGAAUGAUGAGGCUCAAGAGCAGGCAGGAGAAAGGAAUGAUGAGGCUCAGGAGAAAGGAAUGA
Protopterus annectens (West African lungfish) is the source of this 546-nucleotide messenger RNA. RefSeq names its product late embryogenesis abundant protein 1-like. NCBI's taxonomy places the organism in Eukaryota, Metazoa, Chordata, Ceratodontiformes, Protopteridae. The coding region runs from base 1 to 546 and encodes 181 amino acids. The transcript is spliced from 2 exons. The record is from RefSeq and is a predicted model, not a curated record.